CACCUUCAUAGGCCAGCAGCUCCCCUGAACAACCCACCUGGUGUUUAAAUGAGCAGUUGUCUUGUUUCCUUAUGGAAAAAGACAUUUCCCAGCAGCAAGAAGAAUGUGGAUCUUCCAGGACUACUCCUAAAAAGAUUAUUCACUUUGCUAACGGUGACACCUUGGAAGAACAAUACAGCACUGAAGAGGAGGAAGAGGAAGAGCAGAGGAAUCCAGCACUAGACCCAUGUCAACUUUCAUGGGGAUCCUACCUGUGGUUCUGGGCAGGGCAGCUAGCAAGCAGCUCGGUGUCUGCAUGCGAAUCCCUUGGGGAACGAUUUGCAUUCUUCUUUGGUCUUGAUCAGCCCAAAUACCAGUAUGUGGUAAAUGAGUAUUAUAGGUCACAAAACAAGAAAAUUGAUGGGAAUGGACCAAAGGUCCAACCGUCCAGGGUUCCUAAUGAAAAGAGUCAUCUGGAGCCUGGGGGCCCGGAGUAUGGAGCCAGGACUCAGGGCUCUGCAGCGAGUGUUCCUGAGCAGAACUCAAAAGUGGAUUCCAGCCUCUAA
This is a messenger RNA of Erinaceus europaeus (western European hedgehog), 545 nucleotides long. It is a transcript of the gene FAM177B, whose product is annotated as family with sequence similarity 177 member B. The coding region runs from base 72 to 545 and encodes 157 amino acids. Lineage: Eukaryota; Metazoa; Chordata; Mammalia; Eulipotyphla; Erinaceidae. The transcript is spliced from 4 exons. The record is from RefSeq and is a predicted model, not a curated record.